UACCAGAUCAAAUCUCUACUAAUAGUGACAAAUUUUCUAUUCAUAUAUCUCCACAAGAAUUUCAGCUUAAUGUUCCAAUAGAUACUCUACAUGAAAAAUGGUUUAAAAAUCUUACCGAUGUUCCUAUCCCUGAGCAGGUUAGAUUUCUCUUACAACUCGGAGAUCGGUUUAACAUGCCAGUUACUUUUAACAAUAAACAGAAAUAUGUUGUUGAGUACAUUAAGCAUAUCGAGAGGAACAUUAGUAAGGUAGACGCAGCGAUACAGCAUUCUGUUAGAAGUCACUCCACAUCGAUCAUUAAUGAUUUCAUUACUAGCGGCAUAAAAAAAGAUUCUGUAGAUACCAUUCUUGUAACUUGGUUGAAUGCCACUAAACAAUUCGUCAAAGAUCACCCGGAAAUACUUUUCACUCGAGCCGACAAAGGUAAUAUCACCGUGGCGAUGAAGGUUUCUGAUUACCAUAUCAAGAUGGACGAAUUAUUAUCAGACACGGACACUUACAUCACCAUUAAGAAGGAUCCAUCUAAAGGUUUAAUGAGGGAAUUACGGGAUCUAUUGGUCAGACGGAGGAGGAACGAAUACAUUUCGGAGAGAACUUACAAAUCACUACUGUCUACAGACGGCGUACUUCCAAGAGCGUACGGCUUACCGAAGGUGCACAAAUUAGAAUGUCCGCUCAGAAUCAUUGUUUCAUCUGUCAACAGUCCUCUCUUUAACAUCGCUGAUUUUUUACAUAAAAUAAUACAAAAAAAUAUUGAUCCACCCAAGAGUCAUAUACAAAAUAGUUUUCAACUGGUCGAUGAAUUGUGUAACAUCGAAUUAGAACCAAAUUACCAAUUGGCUUCUCUCGAUGUUAUUUCUCUAUUCACGAACGUACCACUGGACUCAGUUAUACAUAGUUUAAAAAAUAGAUGGAACAGUAUUUCUGGCCACACCCCUCUAACUUGCGAGGAGUUUCUCAUUGGCAUUCGGCUGGUGUUGAACUCAACUUAUUUUAAGUUCAAUAAUCAAGUAUACAAACAAAUUUUCGGUACUCCGAUGGGCUCCCCUCUGUCUCCUAUCGUUGCGAGCAUUGUUCUUCAGGACUUAGAGGAGGCGGCUUUAAAGAAACUUUCCUGUACUCUACCAAUAUAUUAUAGAUAUGUCGAUGACAUUUUGCUGGCCGCCCCCUCGGACGCAUUUGAUCAUGUUCUCAACGUUUUCAAUUCCUUCCACAAAAGAUUAAAGUUCACCCUCGGAAUCAGUUCAAACAAUCAAAUUAAUUUCCUUGAUGUUUCCAUUAUGGUGAGACAGAACACUAUAUAUUUCGAUUGGUACCACAAACCAACUUUUUCCGGCAGAAUAGCUUACUCCUGCCACCAUCCUCUCAGAAGAUUCAUUAAGACUGGCAAAGAUAAACUAGAAAAGUUAGCUCAUAGUGAUGUGGUGUAUAAGAUCCCUUGCAAGGACUGUGAUGCCACAUAUGUUGGUCAAACAAAAAGACAAUUAGGAACCAGAGUCAAGGAACACUACAACGACAUUAAAAGGAAUCUCGCAUCCCCCUCUGUCAUAUCUUGCCAUAGAAUGGACGCUUCACAUGAAUUUGAUUGGGAAAGCGUUUCUAUUCUUGACGAGGAACCUUCAUACCAUAAAAGAUUGAUCUCAGAGAUGAUACACAUAAAAAGACAGGUCAAUUCUCUUAACAAUCAGACACAGAACUACUAUCUGAAGAAUACCUACCAAUUUUAA
Molecule: messenger RNA, 1727 nt
Organism: Vollenhovia emeryi
Lineage: Eukaryota; Metazoa; Arthropoda; Insecta; Hymenoptera; Formicidae
Exons: 2
Source: RefSeq, a predicted model, not a curated record